This is a messenger RNA of Homarus americanus (American lobster), 733 nucleotides long. RefSeq lists its product as uncharacterized. The transcript is spliced from 3 exons. The coding region runs from base 131 to 556 and encodes 141 amino acids. The record is from RefSeq and is a predicted model, not a curated record. Lineage: Eukaryota; Metazoa; Arthropoda; Malacostraca; Decapoda; Nephropidae.
UUUAAACGUUUUAUAGUAUUUAGAAACUUAAACUUUGUCGAAAAUGAAAGGAUAGGUUACUGGUAAAAUAUCACGUUGUCAUGGUGACCUAACAAACAAAGCGUGUUGUCAUGGUAACCGAGUCCCUAAUAUGUUGUAUAAACUCUCCAGUGUACGUUACUACAGUGCUCGGGAACAUAUUCCUGUAGACGUCACCAUUAUGGGGUCGAGCGGUCCGCGUCAACAGUACUUCAGGAGGGCGUGGGAGGCGCAGGCGGAGGCGCUGCUGGAUGAAGUACCACUUCAGGACCCCCAGUUUUACACUACCACCACCAAGGACACUUUCACCCACCCUAAUGGAGCUAUCCCAGACCAGACACACCUGACAACUCCACCCUCUGGAUCAUCCUCGCUGCUAGGGUCGACAGUUAUCACCUUCUGGACGGCUCACCGAAGAAGGAUCCAUGGAGCCACGGCACCUGGGGCUGCCACACAUACCUUCUGUCGCCACGCCUCAUUCACCACGCCCAUACAUUUGGCCCUGGACCCACCCGCCUGGCCUGGCUGGGGUACCUGAUCUCAACAUUAACCUCUGAAAGAGUUUAGUUCACCCCUGUAUUCUUUCUCUUCAGGAAACUUUCUUAUAACUUAAUGACAUUUAAACCGCAACUCAUGUGUUUAUGGUGAAGCCUAUUUUAUUUUUGCAUUUAAUAUCAUUACUACUGUAAGAACAUUAUAAAUAUACUUACCAAAA